Messenger RNA from Guyanagaster necrorhizus, 1470 nucleotides. RefSeq lists its product as uncharacterized. Bases 398 to 1297 code for a protein of 299 amino acids. Lineage: Eukaryota; Fungi; Basidiomycota; Agaricomycetes; Agaricales; Physalacriaceae. The transcript has 6 exons. The record is from RefSeq and is a predicted model, not a curated record.
CCCACUCUCCUCACGGCGUGCAUGCGUAAUUCGUUGUCGUCCUGCUUAUUUCCUCAUGCCCUCGGGCGCCUCUUUUCCCCUGAUUUCAUUUUGCUUGAUAUUCUUUUACAAGAAUCCCUCUGGCGAUACAUACUCCCUUGAAAUUCGUCAGUGGUACCUCAAAGUUGCGUCGAGGACAGCAACUGAAGUGGGAAAGAUUAUGAAUUAAGCAUGGCUACAGGAGACUUCUCAUGAUUCCGGCGCUUUUAUUCCACUGACAACCCUGAUUCAUUUGUUUGUGACAAAUGACGGCACGACAUGGCUCGACAAUAACCGAACACCUUGUCCUCAACCCCCGACUCGUCGUCUUCACCGCGCACACGAGCUCCUGCGUUUACCUUGGCCUGGGAAGGCAGGAAUGGUUGUUCUCAGUCUCUGGUUCACGUUUCUCCUUUUCUUCCUGGCACCAUCUUUUGCCCUCAAUAUCACGGUUCCCAGCAUCGUGCAUGCAGGCGAACCGACUACUCUGUACCUCGUUCAUUCUAAUGACGAUCCGUCCGAGUUCUUUUUGAAGAAAUUUUACGAACAAAAUGGCCAGUCGCUUUUGUCGAGCGAAGCGGUGUGGGUGAACAACUUUACGAGAAAUGUGAAUGCCUCGCUCGAGUUUAAUGACAAUGGGAUGUUUACGAUACAUGCCUAUGCAACAUCAGAUCCUUCCGUCGAUGACACUCCCCUUGCGCAGAGUGAACAAUUCGAAGUGGAGCGAGUGGAUGCGAUCGCACGAAUAACUAGUACCCCCUCGCCGCCGUCGUCAACUUCUGAAGCUGCAGAAUACACCGCCACCGCCAUAGCGACUUCUUCUGGCGGAUGCGACAUCCCGGUCGGUGCCAUCAUCGGAGUCACCAUAGUAUCCGUCAUUUUCCUGAUCAGCAGCGCCCUUCUCGUGUACCUACUCAUCAGAGGCAGGAAAGAACGUGCUGCAAAGAACUCUGACGCAGAAUCCAGCCCACCGGAAAAGGGUGACCAUGACGUAAGGCCAGAACGCGUCGCGCGGCCGACUUUGGCGCCGCAUCCUCGGUCUGUUCGGAAUUCGUUGAUUUCGUUGGAGGCGAGACAGGCUGCUAUGAGGGAUCUGAGGGAGCAGAUUGGGUCAUUACGGAGGAGCCUUGCUGGGGCUUUCAAGUCUGCGGAGCAUGGGGAGAGGCAUGGUGAGAAGACUGAUUCACUCGGGAGCCAGACUCGGUUAUGGGUGGAUCAUGGGACGCCGCCACCAGAGUAUUUGUCCCAUCGGUCUUCCGUCGGGGUAAUGGGAGGGUAAUUUAUUGAUAUUCGUGUUUUUCUUAUCUUUUUUAGCUCUUUGCUUUUGGAUGGAUGGCACAUACGUCAGUACGAGAUUGUAUACCAGCCAUGUCGUGUACAGGAGACGCGUUUUUCGAUGUCUGAUUUGUAUUUUGGAAUUAUGAGAGCCAUAUGCUACCAUUUGAGAACGAG